GUUUUCUUUUGAGGGUUAUAAAAUCGAAGGGCUAACCUAUGUCCAGUUAGGUCAGCCGGACCCACUUUCAGUGGAUCUCACCACGGCACACCACCGCCCCUUAAACCCCCCAAAACCCUAAAAAUUUCCCCAUUUCCAUUUCCCAAUUGGACAGAAACAGCCCCGCAAACCCUAAAUCCUCCUGAAACAACCGAAUCUCCUCCCGAAGCCUCUAAAUUGUUCACAGCAGACAAAAAAUGGAGAUGGAAAGAGAGCAGGGAGAGAUGGGGAAAAGCGUGAUGUGCGUAUUAACAGACCCCGAAGGUACCACUCUGGGCGGCACCAUGUAUCUUCCCCAAAACGUCGGUCCUCUUCAGCUUCAACAGAUCGUCAAUACCCUUCUUAAAAAUGAGGAGAAGCUACCAUAUGCAUUUUAUAUAUCUAAUCAAGAGCUUCUUGUGCCACUUGGAACUUACUUAGAGAAAAAUAGAGUUUCCAUGGAGAAAACACUAUCAAUAGUUUAUCAACCACAGGCAGUUUUCCGGAUUCGGCCAGUUAAUCGCUGUUCAGCUACAAUUGCUGGUCAUACUGAAGCAGUACUUUCUGUUGCAUUUAGUCCUGAUGGCCGACAGUUGGCAAGUGGCUCAGGUGAUACCACUGUCCGACUAUGGGACCUAAAUACCCAGACACCAAUGUUUACAUGUACAGGACACAAGAAUUGGGUUCUUUGUAUUGCAUGGUCACCAGAUGGUAAACAUCUUGUAAGUGGUAGCAAAUCUGGAGAACUACAAUGUUGGGACCCACAAACAGGGAAGCCUGCCAGCAAUCCACUUACAGGCCACAAGAAAUGGAUCACCGGCAUCUCAUGGGAACCUGUCCAUCUAAAUGCUCCAUGCCGUCGCUUUGUAAGCGCUAGCAAAGAUGGUGAUGCCCGCAUAUGGGAUAUUUCCUUAAAGAAAUGUGUUAUUUGUCUCUGUGGCCACACACUUGCUGUAACUUGUGUGAAAUGGGGCGGAGAUGGAGUCGUAUAUACAGGUUCCCAGGAUUGUACUAUCAAAAUAUGGGAAACUUCCCAAGGGAAGCUAAUUCGUGAAUUGAAGGGUCAUGGGCAUUGGGUUAACUCCCUUGCAUUGAGCACAGAAUAUGUUCUUCGCACUGGAGCUUUUGAUCGUACUGGAAAAGAAUAUUCAUCUCCAGAAGAAAUGAAGAAGGUUGCUCUAGAAAGAUACUACAAGAUGAAGGGCAAUGCCCCAGAAAGAUUGGUAUCAGGAUCUGAUGAUUUUACCAUGUUCCUUUGGGAACCUGCUGUCAGCAAACACCACAAAGUUCGCAUGACUGGUCAUCAACAGCUUGUAAACCAUGUUUAUUUCUCACCUGAUGGGCAAUGGGUGGCUAGUGCAUCAUUUGAUAAGUCUGUCAAGUUAUGGAAUGGUACUACCGGAGAAUUUAUUGCUGCAUUCCGGGGUCAUGUUGGGCCUGUUUAUCAGAUCAGCUGGUCCGCAGAUAGUAGGCUUCUUUUGAGCGGGAGCAAAGACUCCACCUUGAAGGUUUGGGAUAUUCGAACAAAAAAAUUGAAGCAAGACCUUCCAGGCCAUGCAGAUGAGGUUUAUGCUGUUGAUUGGAGUCCAGAUGGUGAGAAAGUUGCCUCUGGUGGCAAGGAUAGGGUGCUGAAGUUGUGGAUGGGCUAGAAGUGCAUGUUGGAAAAUGGUUGAAAUGUUAAAUAUGCAGUGGUUUCCAUCAAUGGCAACACAUUGGGUCGUAUAGGAUCUGUGAUGUAACUACAACAAACCAGGAAAUACAGAAUCAGUUUUGGCUGAUUGGUAGAGGAGCAACUUCUCUGUGCAGCCAUUGCUCAUGGUAUUCAGGAUUGCUUGGUGGUUGGCUGUCACCAUAUACAAGCUGUACGGAUACAUUGAAACCGAUCUAGUGUCUUAUUUGAAGUGUAAAAUAGCCUACUGCUAAGGUAGAUUCUUUUUUUAUGUUGAGUUUA
Molecule: messenger RNA, 1969 nt
Organism: Durio zibethinus
Lineage: Eukaryota; Viridiplantae; Streptophyta; Magnoliopsida; Malvales; Malvaceae
Product: WD-40 repeat family protein / notchless protein
Biological process (GO): ribosomal large subunit assembly
Cellular component (GO): nucleolus
Molecular function (GO): protein binding
Source: RefSeq, a predicted model, not a curated record